CAGCCAAGCAACCACUCAGAUGUCGCUUCAGGAAUCUAUCCAAGAUGUGGAAGAGGAUCCACAUAUGGGCUCCAAACAAGUGAGAACUACCGUUGAAAUGUCUGAUAGUCUUGUAUCUGAUAUAUCUCAUGAUGGUUGGAAAGUUCAAGGCAGAAAGCGCAGAAAUUCUCGGAAAAGGCCUGAACCAAGCGUCAUUAUGGCAACAACAACGGGCCCAAGGAAGGGUUCCUUAGGGUCGAACCCAUCAAUGAAAAAUCCCUCCUUUAAUGUGAAUCCUUUCCUGGUGUUGGCCGAAAUAAGCGAAGAAGAUUUUCAACAAGCUACACCAAGAAGAUACUUAUGUCUCAAAAGCUGAGACAAUUGCUGGUCACUGGAUCAAUGGACACCCCCGUGCUACUGAUAGCCGCUUCGCUCGUAGACUGAUAAUUAACGGUUGAAACAGGCCGUUCUUUCUAUCUCUUUCGAAAUCAAAAAUCAAAAAA
Messenger RNA from Metschnikowia bicuspidata var. bicuspidata NRRL YB-4993, 482 nucleotides. RefSeq lists its product as uncharacterized. The record is from RefSeq and is a predicted model, not a curated record. Bases 20 to 355 code for a protein of 111 amino acids. The transcript has a single exon. NCBI's taxonomy places the organism in Eukaryota, Fungi, Ascomycota, Pichiomycetes, Serinales, Metschnikowiaceae.